Messenger RNA from Dentiscutata erythropus, 1652 nucleotides. The record is from the annotation of a GenBank genome assembly. NCBI's taxonomy places the organism in Eukaryota, Fungi, Glomeromycota, Glomeromycetes, Diversisporales, Gigasporaceae.
AUUACGAUAAUGGUAAAACUUAUAAAUCAAGGCGCUCUUUUAUAAAGAAAUUAUACAAAAAGUACAUGCCAUUUUCGCGGGCACGGUGGCUUUUUAUUAUUAUAAUAUUUGGUGCUCUUUAUUUUGUGUUUGUUAGUAAAUAUAUAUUUUUUGAACAAUCAGAUUUUCAACCACCUAUCAAGGAGGUUAAUAAUGAGGACACUAAAUUCCUUCUAGAGGAUUUAAAUACAGAUCCAUCAUUAGAUUCUCCUAUACAAGUUCAUAAUGAUCAAACUUGGUCUGAACGUCAGAUGGAAGUAAAGAAAGCUUUUAAGCAUGCAUGGGGCGGUUACGUUCGUGAUGCUUGGGGUUAUGAUGAGUAUCACCCACUUUCUCAUAGUGGAUCUAAUCUAUCUAAUACUGGAAUAGGUUUUACUAUUGUAGAUUCUCUUGACACACUUUUAAUAAUGGACCUUAAGGAAGAGUAUGAGCAUGCUCGUGAUUGGGUUGCUAAUUCUUUGGACUUUAAUGUAGAUGGUGAUGUAAAUGUUUUUGAAACAACCAUUCGAGUUCUUGGUGGCUUAUUGAGUGCUUACCAUUUAUCUGGUAACGAUGGGCUUUAUCUUGCUAAAGCAAUCGAUUUGGGUGAUCGUUUGCUUGGUGCUUUUUCUUCACCAACUGGAAUUCCUUAUGCGUCAGUGAAUUUAGCUAGACGAGAAGGGAUCAGGGCUCAUUUUAAUGGUGGUGCAAGUUCUACUUCUGAAGCGACUACAUUACAGUUAGAAUUUAAAUAUUUAAGCCAUCUUAGUGAUAAUUAUGAGUAUUGGGAUAAAUCUCAAAACAUUAUGCUUGUUGUAGAUGAGCUUAAAAAAUACGAUGGCUUAGUGCCUAUAUUUUUAAGUCCAAAUGAUGGUCAAUUUUGGGGAGGAAAAAUAACGUUGGGCGCUCGUGGUGAUAGUUAUUAUGCUAUCAAAGGGGUAAAAACUCAUCUUAUAGAUCGUUCUUACCCCUCUGGGCUUUUAUAUAUUGGUGAAUUAGCUGGUUUUGGUGAUGAUGUAAUCAGCCCAAAAAUGGAUCAUCUUGUAUGCUUUAUGGGUGGAAAUUUGGCUCUUGGUGCGACACGAGGCCGAAAAGUACAUGAUGUUCAAAAAAAUAUGUCCGAUAAUGAUUUAGAGGAUCUUAAUAUAGGAAAAGAAUUGGCAAAGACAUGCGUUGAAAUGUACUUUAGUACAACUACUGGACUUGCCCCAGAAAUAGUUUAUUUUUCUACAUCUGAUGAUGCAACCACUGAUAUAAUUAUAAAAUCGCUCGAUGGUCAUAAUUUAUUGCGUCCUGAGACUGUUGAAAGCUUAUUCAUACUUUGGAGGCUAACUGGUGAUAUUCAAUAUAGGCAUUGGGGAUGGGAAAUAUUCCAAGCUUUUGAAAAAUAUACUAAAGUAAAAGAAGGCGGAUAUACAUCAUUAGAUGAUGUUACUGUCGUACCACCUAGGCAGCGUGAUAAGAUGGAAACUUUUUGGCUGGCUGAAACAUUGAAAUAUUUUUACCUUUUAUUUGGUCCCGACGAUCUAAUACCGUUGGAUAAAUAUGUGUUCAAUACUGAAGCACACCCACUUCCGAUAUUCUCACCAACGUCAGAGAAUGCACAGGCCAGAAUUAAGAAGAUGCGAUAUUAA